ACUACUACUACUACUACUACUACUACUACAACUACUACUACUACUACCACUACUACUACUACUACUACAACUACUACUACUACUACUACUACCACUACUACUUCUACUACUACUACUACUACUACUACUACUACUACUACUACUACUGCUACUACUUCUACUGCUACUACUACUACUACUGCUGCAGCUACUUAUGCUACUACUGCUACUGCUGCUACUCCUUCAAACUGCUACUACACUGCUACUGCUACUAUUACUACUCCUGAUUCUGCUACAACUACAACUACUACUACCACAACCACCAGUCCCACUACCACUACCAGUAUCACUUACACUACCGCUACUACCACAACUUCUACUACUACUACUACUACUACUACUACUACUACUACUACUACUACUACUACUACUACUACUACUACUACUACUACUACAACUACUACUACUACUACUACCACUACUACUUCUACUACUACUACUACUACUACUACUACAACUACUACUACUACUGCUACUACUACUACUGCUACUACUACUACUACUGAUGCAGCUACUUAUGCUACUACUGCU
Dreissena polymorpha is the source of this 570-nucleotide messenger RNA. RefSeq lists its product as uncharacterized. The transcript has 2 exons. The annotation marks the transcript as partial. The record is from RefSeq and is a predicted model, not a curated record. Lineage: Eukaryota; Metazoa; Mollusca; Bivalvia; Myida; Dreissenidae.